AUGCACUCCUCGCCUACUUCGAUUCCUUCGACCGACCCUUCGACCGACUCGUCUGACAAGUCGACGAGAUCCAGCCGACCACCUGGAACUCCCAAGCCACCAUUUGAGCCUCCAAGAAGACGAUCUUCUCUCUUCUUUUCCAAGGUCUUACCGCAUGACGAUUCCCCAAAAACGCCAGGUGCGAGGUCGUCGAUUAGCAGUGAAGGCCAGCAGCAUUCCGAAAUCACAUUUCCGGCUUCGAACACAGGCCGAAAGAGAUUGGUGUCCCCACGAACAAGGUCGGCUGCAAGGCCAGGCCAUGUUGCGCAAAUGCAGAGGCUCUUUCAGAAUGCAAAGGCCUCCCUGCGGCUUGACGUACGUUUCGCGGCUUCCCCGGCUGGUUCAAUAGAUUCAAGGCUUCCCUCGAGUCCCGAAGAAGACGAAACCAACGACCAUGCAAACGCCGUUCCGUCCAAAACAUCUGCUCCUGGGACACCUGCAAAAGAUUGGAGGUAUUCUACGGCUCCGCAUCUUCUUGCAGAAUUCGACGUCGAUGUUCGAGAGCCGUUCCCAGAAGGAGGCUCCCCGCAGCUUCCAGCGCUACCCUCGGUGUUUGUCGACCACAAUGACAUCCUCGAUCCUGAGCCACCAAGCAGCGGGUUCACGUCACCCGUGGAAAGUGCGCCCUCCGUGUUUCGCAACGCCAACCAAGCUAUUCAAUCCACGCCCUCGGCUCGAAUCGAUAAUACAGCCGACCAACGCCCUUGCAGAUCUUCGAUUGACUCUCUGUGCCCAGAAGAUCUCGAACGACCAAUGACCGAACUACGUGUGAGUGGCGAUCAUGAGAUGGAUGUUGACACUGCGGAUGACUCUCCGAUCGUCAAUCAUCUGAAGAGGAAAUCUGCCGACGCAUGCAUUGACAUGAAGAUACUCGACGAGGCUGAGAAAGCUAUAGUCCUGCCACCUUCCGCAAGGGCUGCUGCGCAAUCGGCAAAGAUAAAGCGAGGAAUGCUAAGCAACUUGUUUACUAAGCCACCUACCAGCGGAGGAAGUGAUGGCGGUAACUCAUCUCAAGAGUCCGCCUUGUCCAACAACAGUGGAACAACAUGUCCGGACCCGUUACUUCACGCACGCACACCGAUGGUACUAUGUCCGGAUCCAGCAAUGCAUUUUACGCCAAAUCCCUCACUUCAUCAGCAGGUCACUCCGAGUCCCAAUAUUCCUGGUCAUCACAAACCCCAUCAUGUACAUCAUGCGGUGGUACCUCAGCCACCAAUGCCGUUCAAUCGAACAACCGCGACAGGAAGUCCUAUGCCUAUUUUGAAGGCCAAAUCGCCGCCAGUGCCGUCAGGUGGCAGUAGACGUCCUUCUCACGAUUCCGUUCACCCAAGGCAGCUUGGUCCUCCAUCACAGUUUCAACACCGUCCGGGUGGACCACCGGUAUAUCAGUAUCGCUCUGGUACUACCGAGCAUUUCCGGCCGGGCUGGUACUAUGCGAGAGAUAGCCCGCAAUCUUCAUCCAAACCAGGCAGGCCUAUGUACUCCUUCUCCACCGCUGCUGCUAAAGUCGUGGGCCAAGAUCCUGCUCCAGACUCGAGAAUACGUGACUCCUACAGGACUGAUACUCUUACACCACUGGCUAGACCUCCCAGCAGAUUCAGAAAGAAUGGGGUAGCUGCCAUUGCCAGUGCUCGAGGCGUCAGCAAGUACUAUGGGCGACCGCAGCCGAGGCAACCUCUACGACAGAGAUAUGCCAAUGGAACAACCUUUCCAGACGCUAUGAGAUUCAGAAGCAGCCCUCCGCGCUCUCACACGGACUCUGCACAGACUACACAGUCAAGGAACGGUCCGCGAGGAAUCGACACUCCAACAAGCCAGGUUAUGGAAAACGCCCCUGUCCAAGGAGAGGUUAUUGAUUCAAAAUUGAAGUUGGAGGAAGGUGAAGACGUUAUCGAGGUUGACGAUCAAACAAGAGCAGCCGUUCGUAUGAGCCUCUAUGGAGGCGCAGCAUCCGAGUCGACGAGCGAUGUGGGACAGAGCCUCCAAGAGCUUAGUCCAAAUGUGAUGAUGUGGAGGAAAGGCAAUCACCCACCAGGAAGCCGGGAAAAGAGGCGCCCAAGUUACUGGGACGUUGAUCUUGAAGAAGUUGUCCGGAGUCCCGCUGCCAGGCAUGUGGUCAGUUCGCCUAUCAAAAAGGACGAUGUGAGAUCGCACAAGGGUGAGGUCGAAUAUGAAGAAGAAAAUAUUCUACCGGAGGCGUUCAUUGGUCCCGAGGACCAGGACCACGAUCAGAUGAUUGGUGAUGGAUGUGCUGCGCAGGACGUCAACAUGGAAGAUUGA
This is a messenger RNA of Exophiala viscosa, 2319 nucleotides long. RefSeq lists its product as uncharacterized. Lineage: Eukaryota; Fungi; Ascomycota; Eurotiomycetes; Chaetothyriales; Herpotrichiellaceae. Bases 1 to 2319 code for a protein of 772 amino acids. The record is from RefSeq and is a predicted model, not a curated record. The transcript is spliced from 2 exons.